UAUACAAUGUAUUAUAACCAGAAUAUAACUAUAUAUAAUAUAUAGCGAAUACUUGGAUUCUGUUUAUGACAUACAUUGCUGUUCGACAUAUAUAAUAAUGUACGACUAUGGACUGGCUACUGGUGAUGUUUUGCGUCGAUUUGCACAAAUUUACGGCACUGAAUGUUUUUCCCCCACGCGUAGACGGGCCGUACUGCAAAUCGGGCAGUUUUGCUCAACUGAAGUUUGUCCUAAUGGAGUUGCCGUUUGUCACUGUUCAGGAUGACUGCUAGAGCAUCCGAAAAUCUGGUCAUGACGGUAACAUAGUUACAAUUGUAACAUUGUUUUUCUUUUCACAAAUGGACACGGAAACACCUACAUCUACAACAUUGAGCGCGAAGGCUAGCUGGCUAACAGACGUUACAGGGCAGCAUCUCCGUGCUAAAAGUGACUUUUUUUAAAUGCACGGGUGACGUAUUGGUUGCAGUCUCACUCACAUUCUAACAGGAGCAUAGGCUCGAAAGUUGACUUGCGAGAGACAAUGGAAAAGACGGGAAUAUGAGUACAGAUCCACACAGAAUGUUGGUCAAGUCAAGGGUUUGUUUUAUGGCUGCUCUGCUCCUGUUGGUGGAGCUGGGAGAAUGUGCAGAGAAGACCAACUCCUCAGAGCUCCAUCAGUUCACUGCUGUGGAGUUCUAUGACAAACUGCAUUCUGGGAAGAUGAUGUUUGUCUAUUUUGAGCUCCAAGUUUCUCCAACUAUCUCACUCUUUUUGGCGGAGCUGGCAAAGUCGGCUGAAGUUCUGCAGGACUAUGGAGUGCUGGUUGGCAAGGCGGACUGUAGCAAAGAGGCGAUUUACAGUUACUGCACAGACCAGAGGCAGCUGCACACUGCCUUUCUCUUCAGAGGUGGCAAAGAGUUCCUGGGUUUGAAUUUGGACACAGUUUUUGACGUCAACUCCAUCGUCUCUGAAGUCUUAUUUGCCAUUCUGCGUGAAGAGGUGAAGUACGUCCACACAGAUGCUGACCUUUUGGCCAUGGAGAAGUCAGCUAGAGGACAGAAGGACCUGGUGCUGGGGUAUGUCAGCAGUCUGGGAACACAAGAGCACAGGUCCAUCAUGGAGACGGCGUACGUGUAUGGAUCCAAAUACCAGUUCAUCUUGAUCACAGGAGGACCGGUCCUCAAACAUUUAGGCAUCAAUGAAACAUCCCAGUCGUCCCAGGUCUGGUUCCUUCACUGCCAACGUCACAGUGGCCCGAGGUUGACCUCUGUCCACUGUCCCCUGACCCGCAUGAAGAAACCCCUGACCAUUAUCAGCCUCCACUCCUUCCUGCAGCUCAUGGAGGCUCCACUUGUGUCUGAAGUCCAUGAAGACCCGACUGUGGUUCCACCACCUCAGUUCCCCUACCAAGACACUCCUCAGGUCUUCGUGUUUUCACGUCCAGAGACUCAUCACCUGGACCUGGACACGGCUACAGCUCUGGCCUGGAGACUGAGAGGAAUCGCCACGCUGCUGCUCGUCCACAGGCAGAGUCCUGCAGUGAAAACUCCUGAUCACUAUAACCUUGCCUACAGGCGGCCUCAGAAGAGUUUAGAGGUAAAGUUCGUGACCCUUCACAACAUCGACGAGGUGUUGGAGAUCCUCUCACACGAAGAGCAGGAGGCUGAGGAGGAGAAAGAUGGAGGGGAAGAGGAGGAGGAUGAGGAGGACAUAGAAUUACACUUUGGAUCACUGAGUGAUGAAAUCGCAGCCUCGGUCUAUAACAACAGAGACACAUUCCUGGACAUGGACUCCAUUACUGAACUGACCUCUGAAAACUUCCACACUGUGGUGGCACAGAGUGACCUGACGGUGGUGCUGUUUUACCUCAAAUGGGAUGCUGUUUCCAUUACUGUUCUCGAAUCUUUUAUCGAAAUUGCAGACAGGUUUGCAGACUCUGAGGUGCCGGGGGUGCAGCUGUGUUCUGUGGAUUGUUCAGAGUGGACUGACCUCUGUUCUACUGAGGUGGGAGACUCGAGCCCCUUCCCUUUUCAGCCAAUCAUAUCGUUCCCCACCGUUCUAAUGCUGCGCCCAAAGGAGGCUGCUCAGCACUACAGCGGCAUGCUGGGUAUAAUGGCGCUGCACCGCUUCAUCAUGCUAAGCUGUCAAGCAUCUCCAGUCACACUGUCCAGUCAGGAGGAAGUGACAUCAUUUCUACAGGAGGUGCAUCACCCUGAGCUUCUGGGACCAAAACCUGACAGAAUGCUGGGAUUGUUCAACACACCAACAAAUGAAGGGGUCGCUGUGUUCUUUGAAGCGGCUAAGUCACUGAGAGGAACAGUUCUGACUGGAUUAGUGACGGGCACCUUGGCAGAGAAAUGGGCUGCAGAUCAGCAGGUGGAGCUUCCUGCAGUGUUGGUGUUUCCAUCAUGGGGAAGACACACUGGUCCCACCACACUGUCCAUGUCCUCCUCUGCUGAAGAGCUGCUCACAUCCAUCAGCUCCGCUCUGCUCCAUCCUCUGCCUGAGCUGACAGUAGAAAGUCUGCCCUCUGUCCUGUCUGUGGACAAAGGCCUGCUCCUCCUGUUUGUUGGUGAGGAGGAGGACGAGGCCGGGCUCAGACAGAACCAGCUUCUACUGGAGGAGAUGAGGAAAGUGGUGGAGCUGGGAGGUGACAAGAUGGAGGCGUAUGUGGCCUGUUGGAUCCACCUAGGUCGCACUCCUGCUGGUCUCUCCGUCUUGGGGUCGUACCUGGGUUCGAUGCCGCCACUUCCUGCUCUGUUCCUCACUCAUUCACCUUCUACUGAUGAAAUCUAUCAGUACCCCCCCAGUACACCCAUCAGGGCUGCAUCUGUCGUGCAGUGGCUGCAGAGGAUCCAAGAUGGAGCUGAGCCAGCAGCAGGAAUGCUGGGUGCAGACACCUGGCCCCCGUCUGGUAAGUUCUACGACUUCCUGAAGGUCAUGGACACAGAAGAGCCUGGAUCUGCCCAACAGCAAGAACCUGAAGAAGAAGAAGAAGAAGAGGAGGACAAAGAGAGGGUGAAGGGGAAGAUGAAGAACACGGAGGUGACAGGUUCCUCCUUCUCAUCCUCGUCUUCUGCUGCUGCUGCUCACACUCACUCUGAACUCUAACGCAUGAUCACGUUUGGUUGAUGGUUCAUUUCACCUCCAGGGUUUUUUCUUUCUGACUGAAUUUUUAGUGUUUCUAAUGAUAAACAAAUGUUUACAAAUGUGGCGUCUCAGCUCCAGACUACAGUUUCUCAGUGUUUACAUUUUGUUUUCACCUUGUGUUGCGUAUCAGGACUUACUGACUACCAUUUAUGGAUGGAUAGAUGGAUCGAACUUUAUUAAUCCCUCGGGACAUCUCUUGAGAAAAUAUAUUUUAAUGACAGCAUGUUUAAUAGUGGUUUUAUUAGAUACACAGUUCACAUAAUAAAAUGUAGUAUGUGAACCGUGUGCCUUCAUUUAAUCUUUGUUUAAGGGCUUGAAAUGUUGUGAGUGUAAAUUGAUUUUCCAAGGGAUUUCAUAUAGAUUGCUUGUUUUUUUUAAAUGUCAGUUGGACCACUUUGGCUUUACAUCCUCUGCUCCGUUGACUUUUCACUACACAUUUUCUUUUUCUCAGCAAAACACUAGAUAGGACUGUAUUUUGAGGCGUCUUCCGUGAACUACUGCAAACCUCCGUUCACAUCAACUUGAGUACCUCUUUCUGCUACUUGAUGUUAGAGCAGAGUCUUGUCUUUUACAUUCAUCUUUAUAUUGAUAUUUUAAAAGCACAACCAAAUAAAGUGAUUUUUAUAUUG
Messenger RNA from Cynoglossus semilaevis (tongue sole), 3758 nucleotides. RefSeq names its product thioredoxin domain containing 16 (gene txndc16). The record is from RefSeq and is a predicted model, not a curated record. The transcript has 20 exons. Bases 538 to 3090 code for a protein of 850 amino acids. Lineage: Eukaryota; Metazoa; Chordata; Actinopteri; Pleuronectiformes; Cynoglossidae.